GGGUAAGCCGAUUGAUGCCGAGUAUGAACGAAAACAACCGAUGUGCAAUGCUGCUAUGAUGGAUCUGUCGAUCAGUCGCAAUGUAUGCUUUUCAUCGGUAAUAACAGUUAGGUGCAGUGAUAGUAAUUGCACUAGAAACACGGCAUUGGUUAAUGUUACGAAUCGUGUAUAUACGUGUCAUAUAAAUUAGCGUUCAGUGCGAAGUAUAGAAAGCCGUUUCGUCGUCUUGAUAAAAGAGUUAGACAAGCAGAGACAAACACAUAGAUAUAGAAGGGUGAGAGGAAGGAGAGAUAGAAAGAGAAAGAUAGAAAGUGAAACUUGCAAGGGAUACGCGUCUCGCGCACGAGCUUUUAUCGUUCGUUUGAUUUCGGUGGUUAAAAAACGAAACGUUUAAAAAAAAAAAACCAGAAAUAAAUAAAUAUAAUCAAAAUCUAAAUCAAAAAGGUUAUAUCGAAUUGAAAGGGUUAUGAAAGGAAAGAAAGAUUUAAUAAAAGAAGGGGUGAAAUAAGUGAUAAAAAUGUUAGUUGAGAAAGCGAAUAAGAAAGGCUGAAGAGAGCAAAGACCGGUCGAUUGGUGGUGUGUGGUGUGGUGGUGGUGGUGGUGGUGGUGGUUGGUGGUCGUGAUCGUGUCGUGUUGUGUCGCGCGCGCGAGACAAGAAACAAAAGAGAGAAGGAAAGAAGAAGGAGGAAAGAAGGAAGAAAAGAGGAGAAGGAGGAGAGGAAGCCGCUUUGUAACUCCCCGAAUUGGAGGACGGCCCUCGACGCCGUUGGCAAAGCGUGUAUCUUCCUUGCAGCGAAGAAUGGGUGAGUACGCGAUGCACAAGGAGGAAUGUCGCGCAACGUCGGUCCUGGACUUUAUGAAUUUCUUAUGGAGGCUGAAUUGCAACAGUAUUAUCCUGGUAUACGGGGGGACCUUAAAGUUCAAACGACAGCACAAUUAAAAUAUGUAACGGAAGAAGAUUUAAAUGCUAUAGGAAUGAGUAAACCUGAAAUGAGACGCUUAAAAAAGUAUUUUCAAAAACACUUUCCACAAAAUUAUCUUUCCAAAUUUAAGAAGAUGUUAUUACCAAAGCGUGAAGAACAAACACCAAGUGCUCUUGGUAUGUUACCGGAAGAAAGACAAGAUAGGCCUCCUGUACGUGUUCCUAACAAACAUAUGAUUCCUGCUGAUGCAAUAAUAGUAAACAAGGAAUUGGGAACUGGAGAAUUUGGAGUUGUGCAACAAGGUGUAUGGACAAACGACGGUGAAAGGAUACAAGUUGCAAUAAAGUGUUUAUCGAGAGAAAGAAUGCAGAAUAAUCCUAUUGAAUUUUUAAAAGAAGCUGCCAUUAUGCAUUCUAUCGAUCAUGAACACAUAGUUAGAUUAUACGGUGUAGUUUUGGAUACAAAUUCAUUGAUGCUCGUAACAGAACUAGCACCCUUGCGUUCUCUAUUGGAAUGUUUAAAGGAACCAAGUUUACGAGCAAGUUUUCCUGUUCUGUCGUUGUGUGACUUUGCUGUCCAAAUAGCUGAUGGAAUGCAAUACUUGGAAGCUAAGAGAUUAAUACAUCGAGAUUUAGCUGCAAGGAAUAUUCUCGUGUUUUCUAAAAACAAAGUCAAGAUAUCAGAUUUUGGAUUAUCUCGAGCACUUGGUGUUGGUAAAGAUUAUUACCAAACUAAUUUCAAUGUUAAUUUAAAAUUACCAAUUGCUUGGUGUGCUCCUGAAUGCAUAUCCUACCUGAAGUUUACAUCAGCUAGCGACGUAUGGGCAUAUGGUGUAACACUUUGGGAAAUGUUUAGUUAUGGUUUCCAACCAUGGGCUGCAUUGACUGGUCAUCAAAUAUUGGAAGCUAUUGAUGAACCUAACUUUCAAAGACUCGAACAACCAGAAUGUUGUCCAAAAGAUUAUUUUUCUUUGAUGCAACAAUGCUGGCAACAUGAACCAUCCAAGAGGCCAAAGUUUUCUGAAUUAAUUAAUUUAUUGCCAGAUUUAAAACCGGAACAAGUUCAAGCUGUACAGGACAGUACGGAAACUGGACAAUUAGUUUAUAGACAAGGUGAUAUAAUAACAGUGUUGGAUAAAGGAAGUAGCAAUACAAUGUGGAAGGGUGUUUUAAAUAACGGUAAAACAGGAAUAUUUAAUCCUGCACACACAAUAGCUUAUCUCGGUUCGAAUUUACCGAGCAACAAGCCAGGAGAAUUUACAAGAGGCGAUGGUAAAAAUGCAUUUUCAUCUCAACGAAGAAAAAUUCGUACGGAUAUGAUAUCUUCCCCUCAAGGCGAUUUAAAACAUACUGGUCACGUUGGACUGGAUGGCGCAUAUUUUGGUGAUAUCAGUUUUCUCGGUGGCAAGUACCCACAUUUACCACGUCAAGUGGUAACCCCAUAUAAACCCCAAGAAGAUGUUACGGAUAAUUCUAGUCAAAUUUUAAAUCAAGAUGUAAGAAGCUUAGAAAUAGACAGAGAAACUUUGAGGGAUAGCAGGGCUUUGCAACAAGAACAACAAAGUAAACAUGACAAUUUAUGGUCAGACGUUAAUUCUGAGAUGUGCCAAAUGGGAAAUAUUCCCAAUGCAAGCAAACAACCCGCUGUUGUAUCAUCCAAUGCGAUUGGUAAUAUCGAAAGUCUUGGAGCUGAUCACGAAUAUCAUGAGAUCAGUGACGAAGAAAAUCAAGAUAGUCCACUAAGAUUUGACAAAACGCUUAACUUUGAUUUUGGUCCAAGUCUUUUAGCUGAGAUGGAUCAAAUGUUUAGGUCUCUAGGUUCUUCAGCUCCUCCACCACCACCUGGACAUCCUUUGCCUACCGAACAUGAAUCGAGUAACGCAAGAAAUGAACUUCGAGAAAUACAAGCUAAACAAUGCAGCAAGAAGAAACAAGCGACCGUGAGUCCAAUAAAUGUGAAGCCUAUCUCAGCAGCCGAUCAGAAAACACUCUACUCGGCCAUUGCUAUGGCACAGGAAUUGACAGCACGUUCCAUGACAGAUCUUGAACAUCCACCGGAGUCUCCCCGAACACCCGCCAGUCCUUCAAGACGCAGAAAAUUCUCUUUUAAGUUGCCACAUCAACACAGUCCCAAACCAGACAGACGACACUUUUCAGAAGAAGCUGCCAGAAUACCUGACAUGCAGUGGCUAUGUUCGAGUCUACAAUCACUAUCUUCUACGGUAUCUAGUAUAGAAUCUCUUGGUGCUCCAUCAACUUUAAAACUGCCUUUGUGGGACAAAGCCUCAGCAGAGUUUUGCUUUGCUAAAUCUCGCGAACUUCUAACUAAACCAAGUGCCUGGACCUCUUACAUGGAUAUUGAAUUUGAUGCCCAUUUAUUGGACAAUGCAGCAACUAAACAAAAUCUCGUUAAAUCCAGCGAAUUCCUUGAACAUGGAAACAGGAAAAGUGGUAGUUACAAUUGCGAAAAUGCAAUUGACAUUAAUCCUAAUCAUAACCUUAAACAACACAACGGCACGGUAUCCUUUAAAAUGGAAAAUCCUAAUCUUGACUUCCCACGUGAACCUAAACGGAUAUCAACCAGUUACGUUGAUCGUUAUUUCGAACAACCGAAAUAUUUUGACGAGGACAGUGCUCUGAGUUGUUCCGUCGACAAAGCUUUGCGUUUCACCGAUGAGAAAUCUGAUAAAUUUGAUAAAUUGAAUAAUUUGGAACAUUCCGUUAGAUCUUCUUACGUUAGCAACAUCCAAGAACAAAGUUCCAUGAUGACUAGUAACAGACCCGGUCAACAACAGUUAUAUCAAAAUAACAAAGUUGAUAAUUGUGAACAAACCUUGCAAGAUAAGACAAAUUCGACGAAUUUCGAUGUGGCUCGAGAAGAAACGCCGAAUUACGACUUAUUGAAAGAGAAAACGGCAAAUCUUGAUUCUUCUCGCAAUAAACCAGUUAAAUUUGAAUCUCAAAGAGAAAAGAUAAGUAAUCUUGACGUUGGAACGAGACCGAAAUUGUCGAGUUCUUUCAGCGAUUCUUCCAAAGUUAAUAUAACAGAAUUUACUAAGAAGAUUGACAUAGCAAAAGCAAGAGCUGCCAAAGUUACUUUUGUACCCAGAUCGAAUCAUCCUGGUCAAGAAACUAAAAGUAUCGUUUAUGGUUCAUCCGAUAGCAUUAAAACAAAUGUACAAACUGGUACGUCAGAUACCAGUUCGACUACUGCUAGAGGAAACGUGGAAACUGUAAGAAUAAAUAUUCAAAGUUUUCGUAAAAUUGAACAAAAUCAAAAUGGUUUCGAUUCAUUCCCGUUCGUAAUAUCAAACAACCCUUUGUUUAUCGCCGAAUCAGAGAAAAAGGAAUCACCGAUAUACAGCAGUUCGGAAAGUUUGCGGGUUAAUUUUCAACGCCUUAGGCGAAAGUCUGAUGCCGAGGCCAAUAGUCAAGUUGAAUUGAGUAGCAAAAUACUUGCUGAAAAAUAUCAACGAGAAGUAUCAGGUUUGGAGAGCGUUAAAAGUUAUCUGGACUCGAAGAAGGGUCAAGGAUUGAGUUUAGGAUUAGGAAAGUUGACACAAAAUAUGAUGCAACUUGGAAAGAAUAUCAGUCAAAAUUCGAUGUCCAAUAAAUCAAUGUUACCAAAUAUGAGAAAGUUGGAUUUGCCUAGUCAAUCUCAAGUACCUUUUCGUAACUUGAACAUUCCACUUCAGAAACCAAAGCAUUUGGAUUUGAAUAUACCGUUGCAGAGUCAACAACAGCAACAACAACAACAACAAUCGAGUGCUGUUAAAUUAAAUAUAACGCAGAAAACUAAUCCACCAACUAGUCCUAGUAUACAUCAACAUAUAUUGGAACCACCAAAAUUGUAUCAAAACGAAACAACUAGGAAAGAAUUACCAAAGUCUGAAUUAUUAGUAGAAAAAUUGACAAGCAAUACAAAUGUUUAUCGACACAGAACUUCGUCGUUAUCUGAGAAUCGAAAACCACCUAUAAAGAACGUCCGCAGAUCGUUUCAUCCUCGAAACGAUUCUAGCGAGGAUUCCGAUUCGGUUUCUCAUUCAGAGACAGAUAUAAGAAGUCGUUUGCGUUACAAGCGUCGUAGCAAAAAAGUCCCACACAGUUUGAGGCUAAACUUUAAGAACAAAGGACAAUUUCUUCAUCCAGAUUCGGCUCGAGGAUUUUCCUCAGUGGAAUUGUGUGGAAAAUCACCGCCACCUUCUACGAGUUUCCUCAAUUCCUUAUCCCCACCCUUUUCUUCUAGAAACAACUUGCUUUCUUGGCCUGAAAGUGCACCAAGUUCUAGCUUAACCUUUACUAGUAAUUCCGAUCUAGAUUCUGACACUAGUUCGGAGUAUCCAGAAUUUACCAACGACAUAUUAACCUUCCCACCUUCUCCAGCUCCUUAAACAAUGAACGAGCACGAAAGAUCGAGUCGCACGAUGGACAAAUGAAAAAGAUAUGCAUAAAACAUUAUUCGGGAAAAAGGAAUCAUGAAACAUAUACAUAUAUUUAUGCCUAGCGUACAUAGCAUGCUUGCAUGUUCUUCUUUGUUAUCUCGAUCAUCCAACAAUAUUAACCGAGUAAUAACUUUGGCUUUAUCGAUGAGAGUUUAUACCAUUUUUACCUUAUGAAACUUAGGUAUUACGCGUGUUCUAACCAUUAUCUAAGAACGAUGGUUAAUAAUACAUAUACACAUACAUACACACUCGAUAUUGCACGAUAAAACCAAUCCUUAUUUGUGUCUUUUGCGCAUUGUGUCGCACGCAUCUUUAAUCCAAUGCAGCAAGUUGCAUUCGUUAUGCUGCACAAAGUAUCUUAUCUUAUUAUUCGUUUACACGCACACACCACAAGCACACACGAACCGUUCGUAAAAAAAGGAGUCCAAUAAAAUAGCACGAUUCGUUGAUAAUAGAUAAAUAUCAUUUAAUUGUUUAUCAUCAUUAUUAUCUUCUUAUUAUAGUUCAUCAUAUUCUUCU
This is a messenger RNA of Polistes dominula (European paper wasp), 5883 nucleotides long. It is a transcript of the gene Ack-like, whose product is annotated as activated Cdc42 kinase-like. Gene Ontology annotation, molecular function: ATP binding; protein binding; protein tyrosine kinase activity. Gene Ontology annotation, biological process: protein phosphorylation. The record is from RefSeq and is a predicted model, not a curated record. Lineage: Eukaryota; Metazoa; Arthropoda; Insecta; Hymenoptera; Vespidae.